GAUACAUUGCUAUAUAGAUACGAAAUACCUUCUAGUCAAUACGAGUACAGAUCACUUUUCGUAACUCCGAUUGUAGAUGUGCGAGAUGAAGAAUGCAACGACACCAUGGUGUAUGUCGCAGAUGCUCUAGCAUUUUCCAUCAUUGUCUACAACCCAACGUUGGGAGUCUCAUGGAGAGCAACUGACGAAACAAUGUACGCUGAUCCUAACUUUGGAACUUAUGAUAUUCAUGGAAUUAGCUUCGACUUAUUGGAUGGAAUAUUGGGCAUGGAUCUUUCACCUUACAAACCCGGAAGUGACAGAAUACUUUUCUAUCACGCCAUGUCCAGUAUCACUGAGAACUUUGUUUACACGUCAGAUCUCAGAAAUCGUACCAGGUUUGAGAGUAAUCCCCAAUCAUCCCCAGAAAUAUUCCAUACGUAUAAUGGAACAAGACCAUCUCAAAGUGCAGCUGAGGCCAUCGACAAAGACGGAAUUUCAUACUUUGGUUUAGCGCACGAAACAACAUUAAAUUGUUGGAAUACUGCUACCGAAUAUGGCCCAGAAAAUAUAAAUACAAUUCAUUACAACCGGACAAUACUCCAAUUUAUCACUGGAAUUAAAGUAAGUUAUUAGUAAAAAAAAAUACAACUUGU
Molecule: messenger RNA, 635 nt
Organism: Agrilus planipennis (emerald ash borer)
Lineage: Eukaryota; Metazoa; Arthropoda; Insecta; Coleoptera; Buprestidae
Product: protein yellow-like
Exons: 3
Cellular component (GO): extracellular region
Source: RefSeq, a predicted model, not a curated record